This is a messenger RNA of Aegilops tauschii subsp. strangulata, 3580 nucleotides long. RefSeq names its product protein ENHANCED DOWNY MILDEW 2. NCBI's taxonomy places the organism in Eukaryota, Viridiplantae, Streptophyta, Magnoliopsida, Poales, Poaceae. The record is from RefSeq and is a predicted model, not a curated record.
UCUCUCUCCCACUCCCCCAUUACGUCUCUUGCUCAGACCCUGUGCUGUGCGUGUGUGAGAGAGAUUCUCGUCUUCCACUUUCACCCCCCAAAUAUCGUGUGCGCCUUUUUUUUUUGCUGCUCAUGUUGGUUUUGUGCGGGAGGAGGGGGUUAUGCCAGCGGCCGCGCGGGGAUCAAAACCCUAGAGGAGGCGGCCUUCUGAUGCGAAGCUAGGGGGCGCAGCCCGGCUGCUUUGAGUAAGCGAGGUUUUAUAGAGGCGUAAAAGUGAAACAAGGACCUUCCAGUUGAUACCAGAUAUGGCUGAGAUUGCUGAUGAAGAUAGUUCCACCGGCAUUGAUUUGAUUUGUGCCUUGUGUGAUAAUGGUGGUGAAAUCGCAAGCUGUGAAGGCAAGUGCCUGCGGUCAUUUCAUGCAACAAAAGAUGCUAGUGAAGACUGCAAAACAUUGGGCUAUACUAGGAAUCAGUUUGAUGCGAUGAAAGUUUUUCUGUGCAAGAAUUGUGAACAUGAAAGAUAUCAAUGUUUUGCCUGUCACAGGUUGAGUUCAGCGAAAACAGAUCCUCCUGAGCUAUUCCCUUGUGCUUCAGCAAGUUGUGGGCACUUUUAUCAUGCUAAAUGUGUUGCACAAUUGCUCUUCCCUGAAAAUGAAGCAAAAGCAACUGAGUACACGACAAGGAUAAUCAAUGGGGCGAAAUUUGCAUGCCCAGUCCACAAAUGUGAUGUUUGUAAAUAUGGUGAAAACAAGGAGGUUAAGGAGCUGCAAUUUGCUGUUUGCCGACGGUGCCCAAAGUCAUAUCAUCGAAGAUGUCUGCCAAGGAAAAUCGUCUUUGAUGACGUAAUUGAGAAUGGUGUGUGCCUUUUCCAAAGGGCAUGGGACGGUCUUCUGCCAAAGAAUCGCAUCUUAAUAUAUUGCCUCAAGCACAAUAUUGAUCCAAACCUUCGAACUCCUCUAAGAGAUCAUAUUAAGUUUCCUGAUGAUCCUAUCACUAAAAAAUCAUCCAAUGUGAAUGGAUUGAGAAGGGUUAAGAUACGAUGCCUUGAUGACUGCCUCCCUGUCCCAUCAUCCAGUAGCAAAAGACCCCUCGGUACAUCAACUUGUUCUUCCUCCAUCAAUUCGAUAGCGAAAAGGAAGAAAGAACAUCUGCCUGGAGGUACAAAACAUCCCAGUAUGCAAAAAUCAGUCAUGUCAGUGAUCCCCAUUAGCACAUUCCCUGAGGUUGACAUAAACACGGCGACGAGGAUUUAUGACUUUGCACAGAAAGCAUCAUCAAAUAUAACUAUUGAGGAUGUACAGAAACAGCUAGUUGUUUCGUCUACGUACACAUCAUUUAUGAAGAAUACUGAUAAAGUUACAUUGGGGAAGGUGGAAAGAUCUGUCGAGGCUGUUAAGACUGCGGUUCAUAUGUUAGAAAGUGGUGCGGAUAUAGAAGAGGCCAAAGAUGUAUGCUCACCAUAUGACCUUUUCCAACUUGCAAAAUGGAAGAACAAACUGAAUAUAUAUCUUGCCCCGUUUCUUCAUGGCACGCGCUAUACAUCUUAUGGUCGGCAUUUUACAAAACUGGACAAGCUCGAGAAGAUUGUAGAUAAGUUACAAUGGUAUGUUCAAAGUGGUGAUAUGGUCGUUGACUUCUGCUGUGGUUCAAAUGAUUUUAGCACAUUAUUGAAGGAAAAGCUCGAAGCUUCUGAAAAGAAUUGCUUCUAUAAAAACUAUGAUCUCAUCCAGCCAAAGAAUGAUUUCAAUUUUGAGAGGCGAGACUGGAUGACUGUUCAACCAGAUGAAUUGCCUGCCGGAUCCCGAUUGAUCAUGGGGCUGAACCCUCCUUUUGGGUUUAAAGCUUCGCUUGCAAACCAGUUCAUCAACAAAGCCCUAAGUUUCAAGCCAAAGCUGAUAAUUCUUAUUGUUCCCAAGGAAACAGAACGGUUGGAUAAAAAAUACCCACCUUAUGAGCUAAUAUGGGAGGAUUCUAAUCAGCUCGCAGGAAAGUCGUUCUAUUUGCCUGGAUCGUUUGAUGCUGAUAAUAAGCAGAUGGAUCAGUGGAAUCUAUCACCUCCUCCUCUUUCUCUAUGGAGCCGUAGUGAUUUUGCUCAGAAACAUAAUGAGAUUGCUAAAUCAAAGGGGCACCUCUGCAGCAGAAGACCGUGCUAUAAUGAUUCACAAAGGGACAUCGCAGGCAAUGCAUAUAUGAGCACCAGUGGCGAUUUGGAAAUGGGCAGUGAGGGUGAGGCGUGCAUCCCUGACGAAGAAAUGCAAGGAGAGCGACAAGCAGAAGCCUCCGUGAUAGACCAGUUGUUGGCUGACACAUACCAUGAUACCACUAGUUCUCCAGGUGACUACUGGACUGAUACCAACGGCCGAUCAGGGCAACCUCGCAACUAUGAUACUCCAGGUGGAAAUGACCCUCCAACCCAUGAGUAUUUUGCAGUCAGGGCAGCUGAAUCUGACAUGAGCAUUUCGUUGUCAGGCAGAAGUGCUUCUCGGAAUCAAAACCAAACUGUGUCAACCUCUGAUCAUGAGCCUACCAACGAUCAUAUUGCAAGUGUAUCUGCCAAGCAACCAACCGAUCCUGCUGAUUGUGACGAGGUAACAUCAGCUGAUGCCCAGCAUGGGCUGGGAGACCCACCGUCUGCACCAGAAAAUGCAGCUGGAGUUCAAUACCGAAUCCUGGAAGACUCCCCACCUGAGGAAGGACAGCGAAUCCUGGAAGACUCCCCACCUGAGGAAGGACAGCUGACACCUGAGGAUGCACAGCUGAAUGAUUUGUCGUCUACAGAUGGAAAUGCAGCUGUUGUGCAGAUGCUGGAGGAGUCGCCACUUGAAGCGGAUGCUCCAGUGGCUGCAGCGAAUCUGCCACUAGCGCAUACCUUCCCGGGGCUGCAGUUUGCAAGCGCUCCCACGUGGCCUGGAUGCUACGCCGCUCGUGAAGUUCUGUUCCGAGGCAUGGGCUACCCGACCUUCCAUCAGGGAGCCUCCUACAAUUUGCUUGAGAAGUAACACUAACCAAGCAAGCAAAGUCGAUGCCAUCUUUUGUUAGCAAUGACCGGUUGACUUUCUUGCUUUAACCUGGCCAGGACGUCGAGAAAGAAAGGGAAACCAGCGCCUCUUGUCAUGUGUGUAAGUGGAAGAAGACACCAAGUAGCUGCUUAUGUUCCUCGGCUUAUCUUAGGGCCUCUUUGAUUCAUAGGAUUGCAAAAACAUAGGAAUAGGGAAAGCGUAGGAUUGGAAUGGCAUGUCCAUUAUCCCUAUGGGAUUUGAGUUUGUUUGAUUGUGCCACGAGAAAAACAAAGGAUUUCUUCCAAGAGGUUGGAGUGGAUGUUAAAAUUCCUGUGAAAUGUAGUACAAAUGAAUCCUUGGGAAAAAUCCUACAGGAUUCAAUCCUACGAAUCAAACGAUCAACUUAGGAAAAAUUCCUAAGGAUUCUAAUCCUUCAAAGAUCCUAUGAAAACCCUUUGAAUCAAAGAGACCCUUACAGGUGUGAGCUUGUUUAUCUUCUGCGGCCAGCUUUAAAGUGCUGAGGUUGUGUGUGCACCUGCACUAAUUUUGAACUAAAACUGUAUCAAGAGUCAUUGUGAUGAUGCUUGUUGA